Molecule: messenger RNA, 2250 nt
Organism: Paraglomus occultum
Lineage: Eukaryota; Fungi; Glomeromycota; Glomeromycetes; Paraglomerales; Paraglomeraceae
Source: the annotation of a GenBank genome assembly
GGUUUCACAGUAAUAUGCUCUCUGUCUUCGCCGGAAUUGGUAUCUGGUAUAACAAAGGAUUUCACAGUAAGAAGCUCUCUGUCUUCGCCGGUAUUGGUAUCUCGUAUAACAAAGGAUUUCCCAGUAAUAUGGCUCUCUGUCUUCGCCGGAAUUGGUAUCUGGUAUAACAAAGGAUUUCACAGUAAUAUGCUCUCUGUCUUCGCCGGUAUUAGUAUCUCGUAUAACAAAGGAUUUCCCAGUAAUAUGGCUCUCUGUCUUCGCCGGAAUUGGAUCUCACAGGGCUUUCUGUCUUCGCCGGAAUUGGUAUCUAUAACAAAGGAUUUCACAGUAAUAUGCUCUCUGUCUUCGCCGGAAUUGGUAUCUCGUAUAACAAAGGAUUUCCCAGUAAUAUGGCUCUCUGUCUUCGCCGGAAUUGGUAUCUCGUAUAACAAAGGAUUUCACAGUACAGCAGUAUAUCGAUAUGGUUCUCUGUCUUCGCCGGAAUUGACUACCAUGGAGACAGCCGUUGCAGGACCCGCAAUAAACAAGACGGAACUAGUUCUCCGUCCAAACUUUGGAAAGGUGGGACGUCCUGUGAACGUGCGUGUAAACUACUUCGAGGUAGUCAGUCUGCCCGACGGCACCAUAUAUCAAUAUGACAUCGACAUAUCACCCGAUGUUCCACCAAUUUUAAAUAAACGCAUUUUUCAAGCGUUUGCAGCAGAAAAAUUGGGUGGGACGAAAGCUGUUUACGAUGGCCGAAAAAAUGUCUAUACCCUUGAACAAUUUCCUUUUUCUGAUACGUUAACGGAUACGAUAACCCUCCCCCCGAAUAAUGAGUCAAGAGGGUCGAGCAGGCAGCCGCCGUCGAAAUUCACCGUUAAGAUGAAAAAGGUGGCCUCGAAGAAUCUCGAAGAGGCUCUGCGUUACGUCAAGGGCGAGAGCGCCUGUUCGAAUAAUAUAUUAACGGCGAUAAGCGCCUUAAACAUAUUAAUCAACUACGUUCCGGGAAAUAAGUUUAAGGCCGUUGGACGCCGAGCAUUCUAUACAAAGGAAGGAAGCGUAUCUUUGUCAGGCGGUGUAGAAGUCUGGCCAGGAUACUGGCAAUCACUUCGUCCCGGUCAAGGACGCUACUUUAUAAACUUUGACAUAUCGGCAACAGCAUUUUACGAACCAGGCAAUGCUGCCGAACUUUUAGUCAAACUCUUUAAACGAUCCGGAAUAGAAGACUUCCGGCGCGGUUUAAACCGAAAAGACAUCUUAAUCGCCCAACGCUUUUUCAAGAAUUUGAAAUUUCGCGUCAAUCAUCGAGGGGCGGACUUUCAACGUCGUUACAAAGUAAAGACGGUCACCGCAACGUCGGCUAGUCAGACGGAAUUCAUGAAAGGCAAGAAUUUUAAUUAUCUUGUGAUCAACAUCUAUCUUGUGAUCAACAUCUGCAAGGUUUCCACGAUUCUAAUUCUAGAUUUAUUAUUAUUGACAGAGGAUCAAAAGAGCAAUGUAGCUUCAUACUUUGCAGAGCGCUAUAGAAGACUUCUAUAUCCAUUCUUACCUUGCCUAGUCACUCCAAAUGGAUCAAACUUUCCUCUUGAAGUUUGUAAAAUUGAGGAGGGUCAGAAGUACCUUCGGAAAUUAAAUGACGAUCAAACACGCGAAAUGAUACGAUUUACAUGUCAACCACCUUCUGUUCGCGCCGAAAGGAUCCAAAAAGGUGUCGACGUUAUUUUUGAUGAAAACGAGUACUGUAAACGAUGGGACGUUAAGUUGUCCCAUAAAAUGAUUCAGGCGGAAGCAAGAGUGCUUCCUCCACCUAAAAUUACCUAUCAUCCGUCUGGACGGGAGGCAGUAUUCGUUCCCAAGGGUGGACAAUGGCAGUUAGGGCCACAGAAAAAGAUGUUAAAAGGCGAGACUCUCGAGUCUUGGUCUAUACUUGUUUUCGGAAGCGAGCAACAGGUGCCGAGAAGAAUUAUCCAGGAUUCCUUACGUGCACUUUGUGACACGAUGACCGAAAAUGGCAUCAACAUUAGAAAUCGAGAGCCGGCUAUUUUCUACGCUAAUCCCCAAGGUGAUAUAGCCAAUGCCUUACAAAGAGCUUAUCAAGAAGCUGGUAAGCAGAGUGGAAAAAACCCACAACUACUUAUGUGCGUUCUUCAAGGUCGUUCGGUCCUCUAUGAAGAAAUUAAGCGUAUAGGUGAUACUAUUAUCGGUAUUCCGACGCAGGCAAGUAUUAACAUUGGAAAGUAUUCGAGAUGUGACGUCUUGACAACCUAG